GUUUCCUAUUCAACUUGACGAAAGUGUCUUUUCAGGACUCUCUGAUGGGACUGUGAUGGUACAGCUUUGCUGUACCCCCGUCUCGCCUUCCUUCCUGGAACAGCAAUCGACAAAUUCUGCCACUUGGGCCCGGGCGUAUAAUGAGGUUCCGCUAACUGAUCCAUCAAAACUCCGUUAGGGAACUGUCAACAGAUGCCCAGGAACUCAGUUAAAAAACCGUCAGUAGCUGAUGGUCAAACGGAAGGCAAAACAAACAAACUGGCGAGCCGACAGAUAUUGAACAAUCGCAUAUGACAGAUCGCCCGUCCAUCUGGACCAGGCCCAGGAGGAGGACAAGUGAAAAUUAGGCACACACGCGCUCGCACUCACACUCGCUCACAUCGAAGACAGUUGUCAAACAGUUUUCACUCCUUCAUGCUAAAUUUGCAAGGCAAACAAACGGCUUCGUUGGUCCCGCCGGACUCGGAAUCGCCAGACCCAGUGGCAGUUCAAGGACGACGGAGGUGUCACAACGGCGGGGUGCCGCAAAGGACGGUGGCACAGCAAGUGGCGGACCGGAGGGUGGGAUAUUUAGCUACUCGUUCGGGAUUCGGUAGUCGUUGUCCUUGGCUCCCGCAAUCGACAGAUGCCAGUGGACCGUUCUGGGAAGCCCUCACCUAUUCAUACGAGUGGGUAAUAAUUUUGAAGAACUCAUACGUCCCCGUCCCCAUGUCCUAUUACGAGUUUCGAAGGAGGUUUACGAUCUCAACAAGUUUUAUGUUUGCGCUGCUUGGCGACAAAAUUUACAGCCCUCAGUAAAUCAAGGCUGUGCAGUGUGGCCAACAUGUGCUCUGAUUCAGAAGAAGAAGACGGUCCUUAGAAUUUGGCACACAGUUUACUGCGAUCAUAAAAUCCUGUCAGUAGCGUGGCACAGCCAUUUCCUGGAUUUGAUACAUGUUAAAGGCAUAGUCAUUGAUUUUUGAACCUCGUUUAUGGAACGCUAAUUGAAGGCUUUGUUGACGAAAUAUUAACUGGAAAGUGUCCCAAAGAGUGUGAACUGAAGAUUUAACACGUUUUGUUUUUCUAGCUUCUCGACUUGU
Drosophila suzukii is the source of this 1079-nucleotide messenger RNA. NCBI's taxonomy places the organism in Eukaryota, Metazoa, Arthropoda, Insecta, Diptera, Drosophilidae. The record is from RefSeq and is a predicted model, not a curated record.